Messenger RNA from Lytechinus pictus (painted urchin), 6109 nucleotides. RefSeq lists its product as uncharacterized. Lineage: Eukaryota; Metazoa; Echinodermata; Echinoidea; Temnopleuroida; Toxopneustidae. The record is from RefSeq and is a predicted model, not a curated record. The coding region runs from base 1232 to 3673 and encodes 813 amino acids. The transcript is spliced from 5 exons.
ACCACCGAAAAGGAGGCUGCCAGAUUCUUCGACAGCUCACAGCUUAAAUUAAAAACGUUUUCGUUCCUUUCGGGAAACUUCGGUACUUAUCGUCGGGUCAACCCGUUGCCACGGACACAGAGACGCUUCAAUCUGAUCCUACGAUAACCCAAUAUGACCCCGACAUAUCCAGGGGGUAAACAUGAAAGUCAAGCUCGAAACGAUUCGGGAAAGGGCAUUGAAAAGAAAUGACCUUCGUGUAAUCAUGUGACACUUCUAUACAACCUGUGUGUAGAGAGAGAUACUAGGAUGACAGGUGCGCGUACUUUUACCCGAUUAUUGCACGUGAUAUAUGCAAAGUAACCCAUCACCGAUGAUGACGAUGCUGACAGUUUUACGUGGACAUUAUGGAAGGAUGCAAUGGGAAAUGACUUAUCGAUCGACAGGUGAAUAGUUUUGAUUGAACAGAUUGAUUGAAGGAGAUGCAAAACUCAGUGACAGGUGGGAGGAGAAUUUGUUGACAUGCAUGGAAGACGAGAAACUUGGGCGUUUGUAAUUGGGUACUAUACGUCUUGUGUCAAGUUCAAAGCAUAUUUUGUUUGUGGUAAAAUAACCAUCCAGUUGAUGAAGACAGUUCUUGGACGAGAAUGGGAAGGAUAAAUGUGAGGAUGAGAUUUAGGGGAGAUUAACACCUUCUGCAUAGGUCAUUAAUAGGGUGAGCGAGAAAGAAGAAGAAGACGAUGAUGAUUUAUUAUUCCAUAACCGACAUUGAGUUUUCAUGAUUUCGAUGGGAGGAGAUCUGUUCCUGAAGGUUGUGUUGCCACCUACUCAUGAAUAACUUGAAUUCAAGAAGAGACUUCGCCUUUCCUUUGUGGAUAAUGAUGACAACGCUCAACAACGCUCUGCUCAACAACAUUGCAACUGUUUCUAAACCAACUGAAAGACUAUAUAAUAUAGACUUCGCACUGUGACAAUUGGAUAAAAAUGAAAUUUCCAUGCUAACAAAGCAAUUCGUCAAUCUCGUGAGGUUGCCGUGGAAACCGAAGGGUAGGAUUUGCUGAUUCCACAUGACAAGUCGAUGAUCUUUGAACAAUUUAUUGAUUUGAUAAUAGAGGGUUGGGCAUUAAUUGUAUGCAGGUGUGGAUAUAUCUGAUGUAUUGACAUAUCUGCACAUUGAUCUCAGUUAUUUUCACAUCCCAAUCGGCACUUCGUUGCUCAACCGUGUUCAUUGACCACGAUCUCCAAGAGGAGGAUGACCAGCGACCAUGGAGAAGAUCCUCAGCUUAAACUUCUCCUUCUUUCUCAACGACUGACCUCUUUAAAACGACAACGAGAGUACAACCUGAAGGACUUUGCUGUGGAAGAUGAGGCCGUGAACGACAUGGAUGCCAAUAUUGAUAAAGGGUUUAGUGAGGAGGGGAAAGAACAAUCGGACGUUGAUGAAUUUCUAUCUAAGCGAUUCGUUGACGAGACAGACGAUGAAACUUAUAGUGAGAAAGAGAAUGAAGAUGAACUGGACGAGAAAUACGUCGAAAGCGAUGACGACCUCAUAGCACCGUGGUCAUUAAUCCAUGAUCUUGAAUCGUAUGAAGGUGAAAGUGAAAACAACGACGUCGAAGAAGAUAGCAAUGGGUUAAGUCAUGUUGCCUUCUCGAAGCACCUAAUGAUUGACAAACCUGAAGCAGAAUGUGGCAAGACUGGGGUCGGAUUCAGUCGUCUUGCCGACUACUAUCGUUAUCCUGAAUUCCUACAUAAAAUUGACAGGACCAAAAACAUUGAUAGGGACAAUGAAAACGACGGUGAUUGUACCAAAGGAAGCGAAAAUGACGACGAAGAAGCGACAGGUAUGAAACGCCAUGAUCCAUCUGAUGAGAGCUCGCAACUACCCUCAAGAAAAUCGGCGUCGAACAGGAAAUCGGCGAGGAAGUCGGGUUUGAAGAAAAAAAUCAGGCAAACUCUGUCUGGUAGGUUGUUGGAUAUUUCGGAUGACGUCGCUGUAUCUUCAGACGCGAUGAUCAGAAUGGAUACCCUCUUCCAUCAAUGUGUUUGCGCGUUUCCAUGGAGAUGCGAACAUUCUAUGCUCGCUCAGAAAACGGACGUUUAUCUCAACGAGGAUAAGAUGAAGAAAAUCUCGCGUUGUGGACAUGGUGGAAGCAUGGUCCAUGGUGGAAGCGAGAUAGAAAGUCGGUUAUCUGGGCGUGGCGAUUAUCUGACGGGGUGGGGCCUAUCUAAGAAUGGAGCGGGUCAGUACGGAUACGGAGGAGGUGGAAGAAAAGUUUCAUCCGCCAAGGAAUCGAACAGAAAGAGGAAGUAUGACCCAUUCAUUCACCGAAAUAUCAGUGACAGUUCAAAAUAUACAUUCAAGCAUUACCAAGACUGGCAGGCUUAUGUUGAUGAGUACCGUCGAUAUUACAGUGUAGGACAGACAGGAAGGGCGAUGAAGUCACAUCAGAUUCCCGAAGGUGGUGGUCGUCGUGAAGCCGUCGUGAUCGUAAGAACACUGUCCGAGAGCUUGAUCCGACCACGGAUACAGGAAUGUAACAUUCCUAAUUGGGAUGAUUUUACGGACCUGAGCACCACGCCAAUGCGACCACUCCACAUUGGCCCAGGAUAUAGGUCAGGCAAGGUACCAGACCUAGGUGUCACGUGGUUAGCUGCAGCUACGGCCCACCAUCACGAGGUCCCUGCAGACUAUCGGCAUCCUGCCAGCAGGCACAUCAAGUUGUCCAAUAUCCGUCAAGCUGAUGCUAUGACUACGCAUAUCAAAAAGCGCCACCAACAGACUCUGCUAGAAAGCAGCUCGUCGACACCCAGGGUGGGAACCAUCCUCCCUCACGACGCCGGCAUGACUAUCCCUAUGGAACCUCUCCACAUUGUCGAAGACUUUCGAAAGGGUCCUCGGAAGGAACGACUUACUGCCGACAUGCAACCGAUCGGGUGUCGAUUUCUGGCGAGUUGGCGUCCGAACGAGAGCACCCGUGUGAGGAGCGCCAAAACGCGAUCGAGGAAGAAUAAGUCAUCCGACGGCAUACAGACAGAUGAGGGCUCAUCACCUCAUGGCCAGAUGUACAGUAAACAGAGCGGGAAACAGAGUUCCUUGCAGCCGUUGAGCAAAGGGCAAAGUCAAACUCGAGCGGGAUUUCUAAAGUUGUUCACACCUCCAAAAGGACUUGAUGUCUUUCAUGUUCCGUCAGGAUCUGAUGACACAGGCCAAGUGAACGACACUACCAGAAUAUCAACAAGUGAAAUCAAAGUCAAAGGUAAAUCAUCGCCUGCUUCUACAAAAUGGACAAACAUGUCGAAUUCUGCAGGAGACAAACGUUCUAGGUCAGAUUCGCAUGACAAUUCAGCCUCGGGUAAACGCUCGGCCACCAAAUCGGGAACACUUGCCAGGAGACCUACCGCAAGGCUUAAUAACGAACCACAGACUCCUCAGAAGGAGCUCCUGCACGUGAGAGGGGAAAGCAAGAAGAACAAACAGCAAGACGUCCAGUCAAGGGAUGACAAAAUCACGGAGACGCAAUCAAGUUCCAAAGAAGAUAUUGGAGUAUUUGCCAAGACGAGAAUCAAACUUGUUGCUCCUUUCGCUCAACCACUAACCCAAGACAACGUGUUGAUUGGAAGUCCAUACAUGACGACUAGUCCUCAUUUUGGAAGCGAGGAACUAUCCGUUACUGUCCAAUCAACUGGUUGACCUGCUCACUAAACUGUCAUAUAACAAGAUAGCCCUCGAACGCGACUCAACAUUCUCCAAACUGAAUACAAGAAACUAAAUUUUUGAUAUCCGUCCAGGUUUUAAUUGUACAGCAUUACAUUCUUUGUAAAGACGUCGAUCUGCAAUUUGACAUUAGGGAGUUUUAUUCCCCCCCCCCCCCCCGGUGCCCCCUGAAAAAAUUGGCGGAGCAAAAAAAAUGAAGGAAAAAAAAGGAGAAAGAAGAAAAGAAAAAGACGGAGAAAGACAGAAAAGAAAAAAGAAGAGGAAGACGAGUAAAUAAAAUGAUGUGAGUGGAAGUCUUGCAAAAAACACACAAAUCGUUCAUGAUACUAUAUAAAAAAAUUUGCUUGCGCUUCGCGCCCGAAUUGCCUGUUCGAUGAGAUUCAUAUCUUGCUCAAUAGGCUGAUAUGGGGCUUAAAAUGUCAAGUUUUGAAGUCAAUAUACAAAACAUAUUUCAGCUCGGACAUCGAGCUUUCAUUAUUUUUUUCAUUUACAAAUUUGAGUGCUCUGUAAAAUAUCCGUUUUAUGGUCUACAUAUCAACAUUUUAAGCUCACACUGCUUGGUCGCAUUAUUUGAUUUGCCAAGUUCCUAUUGUCUUCGUGUAUUCCAUAAAAUUCUCAAAAUAUCAAUUUUCAGAUAUGAUUGUCAAACGUAGGCCAAUAAGUUGGCGCUUCACGCUUGCAUUAUUAAUGAUACCCAAUUAACCGUAUCCUAUUCAUGAUUUACAAAAUAUGAAUAGUGUCCCGCUUUUAGGUCUAAAAUCUCAAUUUUCUUCCUCUCGCGCUUCGCGCUCGCAUCAAUUGCUUAGUUACAUACCUAUCCCAUUUAUGAUUACAAAAAGUGCUUAUAGAAUGACCAUUUUUUAGAUCGGAAUGUCAACAAUUUUAGCACGCGCUUCGCGCUCCCAUUAUUGAAAUAUGUACCGUCUUCGUGGGUAACUGUAAACAGUCCUUAACAUGUCUCUUUUCGAUCAUGCUAGAACGUUUAUUAAAAAUUUCUGCUCGCGCUUGGCAUUCGCAGUAAUUAUCUAGUUGCAUAGGCAUCUUGUUCAGGAUCACAAACAUUGCCCAGAAUGUUAAAUUUUCAGGACAAAAUACAUAAAAGUUUUUUUUAAAUUUCUCGCGCUUCGCGCUCGCACUUUUUUACAUAGGACUUAUGAGAUUAGUUCAUAUUUAUGUUGUUUAUAAGAAUAAAGCUAAGAAGUGACUGAUUGGGGAAAAUAUAGGUGAAGAUAAUUUCGGGCCCCGUCCCCUAUUGGCGAAUGUCGGAUCCGCCAUUGCCCCUCCCCCCCCCCCCCAGGAAAAGAUCCUAUAUAUACGCCACUGAUGCCCAGAGGAUGCAGAUACGAUACAGCGGACGUUUAACGGAUGAUAAUGGACAUGAAACGUUUGUUGCUCGUAUAUUAUGUUGUAGAUUUACAUCACGUACCCGGCGGAAAGUUCAUCCGGUCUUAAAGUUUUGUGCAGCUCAAAACCAUAUAGAGAUGGAUGCUCGAUGGAUCCCUGGAUAGAGCGUAUGAAGCACGUACAGAAUACAAUGAGUACACAACGGAUGCACAGCAUUUUCCAACGGAUGACACGACCCCCCCCCUCCCAUUUUACAUCCUCUUUGCAUCCGUGAUGGCAGUGGGACCGGGCCUUAAAGGGAUGGUCCAGGCUGACAAUAUUUAUAUCUCAAUAAAUAGAGUUAAAAUUCAUAACGCAAUAUGCUGAAAAUUUGAUCAAAAUCGGAUAACGAAGUUAUUGAAUUUUAAAGAUUUGCAUUAUUCUGGGCAUGUCUUCAUGAAUAUUCAUAACUUGUUCUUUUGUAUUUUAUUAUAUGAAAUUAGGUUUAUUCGAAAUUUGUCUAUAUACCAAGAACUAAAACAAAAACAAGAUUGACACCUGAUUAAGUGCAUUAGUUAUUUAUUGCUGCAACUUAUUUCAUCAUAAAGGAGACACAUCAUUUACACAUUUAUGAAAUAAUGAAACAAUUAUGAUUUUAUGUAUUAACAUAAGAAAAAGGAAAGUGGGGAUGUGACAUCAUUAGCCCACCUAAUGAAUAUUUAUGAAGACAUGCCUAGAACUGUUUCACCGGAAAAAUACAAAUCUUUCAAAUUCAUUAACUUUGUUAUCCGAUUUUGAUCAAAUUUUCAGCGUUUUGCUUUGUGAAUUUUACUCUAUUUAUUCCGAUACAAAUAUCUUCAGCCCGAAGUAUAUAACUGGCUUCCUCCCCUUCACCUCCGCAUUGUAUCAUGAUUAGAAACCACCCUUCCAUUCCGUGCUGAUGACUAUUCUACGUUCUUAUAGUGAGAAAUAUAUUUGUCUAAAUUUGUACAUCUCUAUUACAUGAGUUGUGAAGAGAAACCGCUGAAGAUACUGGUUAUUUUCGUUUGCUUGUCUUUUUAUAGAGCAAAUGCUUGUAUUUGUUUAUCU